AUAUGAAGGUAGUGGCACGAACACUAUAUGCCCUACGUUACUAGCUCAAGCAAGGAGCAAUACAUGGUCUCGGGCAGCUCGCCGGAGAAAAAUGGCUGUUGAUCAUUCAACGAUGUCAACGUCACAGGACUUUGUUAUGCAGUGCCAGAUAAAUUGCGUUCAGACCUUGACAACUCACGAAACCGAGGGAGUGAGAGAGUUUGAGCUCGAAUAUGUGUGGACCGAAGGGAAGGAGCGGGCCUUGUACGAAAGCUUUGUUGGGCAUGUUAGCAGAAAGAUUGGGGCUGCGAUGAUGGAUGAAGGAUGAACAGUUUAGUGCUAGGGCUAGGCUCAGUACUCUAUUGGAUCACAGGACACAAAGGCAAGACUCGUGCCAUUAUAAUUUGCAGUCUAAAAGUUAAACACAACAUGUCACUGUGCAGCAUU
Messenger RNA from Serpula lacrymans var. lacrymans S7.9, 426 nucleotides. RefSeq lists its product as uncharacterized. The annotation marks the transcript as partial. The record is from RefSeq and is a predicted model, not a curated record. The transcript has a single exon. Lineage: Eukaryota; Fungi; Basidiomycota; Agaricomycetes; Boletales; Serpulaceae.